CACACGACAGGCGGGCCCCGCCGCGGGAGCGAGCUGUGCGCGGGCGCGGGCGCGGAGUGACGCAGUUCGGGGAUUGGGUCGGUCGUCGGAGAACAAAGUGAAAGGAGGCAGGGAGAGUGAGCCCGAGCUUUCUCGCCACGGUGCAGGGCGGAGGGACCGGAGCGGCGGAUCUGGCCGGCGAGCGCGGCUGCAGGAUGCCCGUGGCCACGGAGAGGUUCCUCAGCGAGGGCAAGGGCAGGGGACUGCAGGCUCGCCAGCACUUUCAGAUUGGAGACCUAAUCUUCUGCUGUCCAGCCUACACCCACGUCCUGACCGUCAAUGAGCGGGGCAAUCAUUGUGAAUUCUGCUUCGCUCGUAAAGAUGAUUUAGCAAAGUGUGGACGAUGUAAACUAGCAUUCUACUGCAAUGUAACCUGCCAGAGAGCUGACUGGCCAAUGCACAAACUGGAAUGCUCUUCACUGAGUAAAUUUGGGCAGAACUGGAACCCCUCGGAGACAGUCAGGCUGGUGGCAAGAAUCCUGGUUAAGCAGAAAAUGCAUCCAGAGAAAACUCCUUCAGAGGAAUUAUUAGCUGUUAAUGAGUUUGAGUCACACCUUGAUAAAUUGGAUAAUGAAAAGAGAGAGCUAAUUGAGAGUGACAUUGCUGCCCUUCAUCACUUUUAUUCUAAACACUUGGACUUCCCUGACCAGGCAGCUUUGAUUGAGCUCUUUGCUAAGGUUAAUUGCAAUGGAUUCACAAUUGAAGAUGAAGAACUUUCCCAUUUGGGCUCUGCCAUCUUUCCAAGUGUCGCUUUGAUGAAUCACAGUUGUUGCCCAAAUGUGAUUGUAACAUACAGGGGGACGACUGCAGAGGUCAGAGCCGUGAAGCAGAUUUGCUCUGGUGAAGAGAUUUUCACAAGUUACAUCGAUCUGCUGUAUCCAACCGAAGACAGGCAAGACAGAUUGAGGGAUUCUUAUUUCUUUACAUGUGACUGCAGAGAAUGUGCAACAAAAGCAAGGGAUAAGGAAAAGUUGGAAGUCACAAACUAUGGUGAGCCACCAAAGCCUGAGAUUGUCAAGGACAUGAUCAAAUAUGCAAGGAAUAUAAUUGAAGAGUUCAGGAGAGCCAAGCACUACAAAACCCCUAGUGAGUUGCUGGAGAUCUGCGAGUUAAGUCUGGACAAGAUGGGAUCAGUUUUUGAGGAUAACAAUGUUUACAUGUUGCACAUGAUGUACCAAGCCAUGGGGGUCUGCUUGUACAUGCAGGACUGGGAUGGAGCUCUUCGCUAUGGUCAAAAAAUUAUCAAGCCUUACAGCACCAAACACUACCCGGCAUAUUCUCUGAAUGUUGCUUCAAUGUGGCUGAAGCUGGGUCGGUUGCAUAUGGGUCUAGAACACCACUCUGCUGGAGCAAAGGCACUAAGGAAGGCUUUGGCUAUUAUGGAAGUGGUGCAUGGGAAGGAUCAUCCAUACAUUUUUGAAAUUGAAAAGGAACUGGAGGGGAAAUGAAUGAUUUUAUCAUCUAUCUCUGUUUCUUAAAAUGUGAGAUCAUCCUGGUCUCUAGUAACAGAACAUUUGUAACAGAGGGUAUGAAAAUAAUGGCAUGAAUAUCAAAGAAAUACUGUUUUUAUUUUUGUUUUUAAUAUUUAAGUGAGUAUGAUAAUAAAUGGUUAAAAUGGA
This is a messenger RNA of Hypanus sabinus (Atlantic stingray), 1658 nucleotides long. Its product is annotated as N-lysine methyltransferase SMYD2-like. Gene Ontology annotation, molecular function: protein-lysine N-methyltransferase activity; histone methyltransferase activity; protein binding. NCBI's taxonomy places the organism in Eukaryota, Metazoa, Chordata, Chondrichthyes, Myliobatiformes, Dasyatidae. Bases 195 to 1487 code for a protein of 430 amino acids. Gene Ontology annotation, cellular component: nucleus. The record is from RefSeq and is a predicted model, not a curated record. The transcript has 12 exons.